Molecule: messenger RNA, 2488 nt
Organism: Trichoderma virens Gv29-8
Lineage: Eukaryota; Fungi; Ascomycota; Sordariomycetes; Hypocreales; Hypocreaceae
Exons: 4
Coding region: 1-1800 (599 amino acids)
Molecular function (GO): N,N-dimethylaniline monooxygenase activity; NADP binding; flavin adenine dinucleotide binding
Source: RefSeq, a predicted model, not a curated record
AUGGAGACGUUUGACUGUGUCGUGGCUGGCGCUGGAUGGUACGGACUGGCUGCCGCGAAGCAAUACCGCGCCCUCCAUCCAGAUGACUCUCUUGUGGUGUUCGACCCUCAAUCCAGCGUCGGCGGUACUUGGGCCGACGAGCGACUGUAUCCAGAUGUGAAGAGCAACAAUCUCCUGGGGACAUACGAGUAUCCGGAUUUCCCCAUGGACCCAAACACAUUCCAAGUAAAGCCUGGACAGUACAUUCCCGGAGAGGUCACUAAUGCAUAUCUCAAAGCCUAUGUGGACAGGUUCAACCUCGGAGGGUCAAUCCGUCUGCGAACCAAGAUCACCACUGCCGAGCACAAGGACACUAUCGAAGGCGGAUGGAUCCUGACCAUUGUCAACGACGAGGGCCAAGAGUCCAAGAUCUUCGCCAAGCGCUUCAUUGUCGCUACCGGCCUAACUUCAGAGCCUUUCAUGCCUCACUUUGACGGCCAGGAAGAUUUCGGCGGCAAGAUCUUCCACAGCAAAUACUUUAAACAAAACCGAGAUACCCUCCAGACUUCUAAGGCGGUCACCGUGUUUGGUGGCACAAAAUUUGGCUGGGAUGCCGCUUACAGCUACGCUACCGCCGGUGUCAAGGUGAACUGGGUCAUUCGAUCAUCUGGCCAUGGCCCAUGCUGGAUGGCCCCAUCAUACGUGACUCCAUUCAAGAAAUGGAUCGAGAAGCUUGCGAAUAUGCGCUUCCUCACAUGGUUCAGCCCUUGUAUCUUUAGCGGUGCCGCUGGCUACACCGGCAUCCAGCGCUUCCUCCACGGCACCUUUCUCGGUCGUUUCAUCGUGAAUGCCUUCUGGGCUAUCCUUGGUGGCGACGUCAUGUCUCUCAAUGCAUAUGGUUCACAUCCCGAGACAGCAAAGCUAAAGCCAUGGCUCCCCGCCAUGUUCACCGCCGCCAGCUUCAGUAUUCUCAACUACGACACCGACUUUUACGAACUCGUCCGAAGUGGCAAGAUCAAGGUUCACAUCGGUGAGAUUGAUCAUCUGAGCCACGGCAAAGUCCAUCUUGCCGACGGCACCGUUUUCGAAUCAGACGCUUUGAUCUCCAACACCGGCUGGAUCAGCUCUCCCCCAAUCAAAUUUCUCCCCGAAGGCAUUGAAAAGGAACUCGGUCUACCCCAUGAAAUCGACACAGAGGCUCCACCAGAGGACCUCGCCAACCAGCGGGAUCUCAUCAAACGCGCCGACAGGGAAAUCGCGAAGCGCUUCCCCAGGCUCAAAGACCAGCCUAUCUGGAACAAAAACUACGUCCCCCUUACAAAGCAGAAGGGCAUCUCCAGCAAGGAGGCAAUGACACCGUACACUCCUCAAACCCCCUUCAUGCUGUACCACUUCCUCGUACCACCAUCGGAACGCUUUCUCCGCUCCCGCGACAUUGCCUUCUGCGGCUUCGUCAGCAACUUUAGCAACACACUAACAGCCCAUCUCCAAGGCCUCUGGAUUGGCGCUUGGUUCCGACGUCUCCUCGUCAACGAUCCAUCCCGAGCCGUUGACGACAAAGAUGCCAUGGCCAAGCUGCGAUAUGAGACAAUGUUGCACAACCGCUUCGGCAAGUGGCGCUACCCUAACGAAACAAAGGCCCCGACCUUCAUCUUUGACGCCGUGUACUACCUCGAUCUGCUACAGAAAGAUCUCGGCUUGAAUCCCCGCCGCAAACCGAGGGGGCUGCUCACCGAGGUGACCAGCCCCUACGGUGCAGAGGACUACAAGGACGUGAACGAGGAGUGGGAAAGCAAAUUUGGCGGUGUCACAGCUGUGUAAAUGAAGCAGCCAUGUCUUGUUUUAUAAGCCACCAGUUGCCUAUUCAGUCAAUUGCCAGAGAGAGCGUUGGAAGAGGAUACCCACAGUUUCACAGGUUCAACCCUUAAUUUUGAGUCCCUUUUUCAUGCGUUGUCUCACCAAACAUAUCGUCUCAUCUUUUGGAAGUCUCGAGCAAGCCAUAGCCGUACUUCCUAAACUGCUGCCUUCAGGAUCAGUAAUACGACCUCAAUCGCGCAUGAGAUCAGCUCGUUUAUAGUAUCUAUGGUGCUUCAAUUAUACCAUUAUUUACCUAGUAGUCUGCAUAUUUCCCAGGCUAUGUACACGUGGAGAAACGAAUUGGCGUCUACUGUACUUGCGUCUGCUUGGCGCACGCGCGAACCACGCGAGCCUUCAUCUAGUUCUGGCGAUCUGGCGAGUCAGUUGAACACUUGGCACGACGCUCCUGUGUAGAACGCCUAGAAGAGGGAUGAGCAGCAUCGACUAUUGAAACGUGGGCUGAUCCAUUGGUAUCUCCCAUAUAUUCCGGCUCCACUGUUCCGUUUUGCGGCAAUUUCCAUAGCAAAAUGGCAAUUAGCCGUAUGCUUCGUGCUAUUCCUAUACGAUGUGUGGCUGGUCACUUUUAUCCCCUCUUGUUGGCAGUUCCUGAAAAAUACUCGUAUAAUAUGCAAUAUCAUUAAAUCAUCAAUUU